GCCACCUGGAGCGGGAGGGCUCCGUCCGUUCCUCCCUGCCCACGGCGUCUCCUUCCUCGCCCCCACCGCUGCCCCGCUGACUGCUCCGGGGCUCACCUCUUGGACCAGCGGUAACACACUUGGUCCCGGCCACAGCAGGUGAGGCCAGGAACUCGGUGGCCGCCCGAACGCUUCCGGAUCACUCCUUCCCUGUGGACAGAGUCGGGGAGCGGGCGUGGGGUGGGGAGAUGCCCGAAGAGGAAUCCGGAUGCCCGCCGCGCCCCCGCCCCUGCCCGCGCACCGGGCGCUGCUUUCCCCAUCCUCAGGCAGGGAGGGAUCCGCGGGUUUGCCCGUGGCCCGCGCGGGACGUCGCACACUCACAGUCCUUUGGAGCCAAGGUCUGGGAUGAAGGAGAGCUGGCUGACUUCCAGGAACUCCGUCUGCCGAGGAAGACGAAGGCUCAGGGGAGAGACUCUGGCUUCCAGCCCCUCAGACCCCACGGGCCGGGGUCCUCUGCCCCCCGGGGGUCUGAUGAAACUGCCCCCCCUAAAACCAGCCCCUGGGCCUUACCAUGGCGUGGUAGUUGCGGUAGAAAGACAUGGUCAGGAGGCGGUUGAGGUAAUUCUCCAGGUAUUUCUGAAGCAGGGACAAGAGACAGACACAGAUGGGACCGGAGCCAUGGGCGCACGAAAUGCCUUCCGGGGCGGUCCGGCGUCGGGUCGCACCUGUUUGCUGGACGCGUGUCUGGAGGAGCCCUCGGGUCCUGCGCGAGGCAGAGAGGGCAUCUCGCGGUUGGCGGCUUCUCCGGCGGGGGGAUGGGUGGUGGCAAAGCUGCGGAGGCGAGGCGGGAAGAGGGUCAAGUGGGAGCCAGGAAGCUGAGUGCCUGGAUCCCUGAAGCACGAGACCGGGAGGCUUGGGGGAGGCCCGGAGGCUGGCAAAGGCCCCCUAUCCUGAGAACGGAGACGAGGGAGGCUGCCAAGGGCAUUUUGGGCGCCCCGCCCGGCUGAGAUAUUGGCACAGGACCACGGACAGGGAGAGCCGAGCUGGGAAGGUUUCCUGGUAACCGGGGUCAGGGAAGGGGGGCCCCCCCCCACCACCACCACCAGGGGCCAGAGCUGGGGCAGGGAGAGGGUGCCACAGGCAGAAAGCAGUGGUGGCGGCUGGGGCAGGGACAGGAUGGGGCACCGCCUUCCCGACAGGAAGCAGACCGGUCCCCUUACCGGGCCAGAGGGAGCAGACUCAUCAAGACUUUGUGCCUCAGGAGGUCCCGGUGCAGCUCCUGGAAAUGACGGAACUUCUUCUUGGUUGUCCAGGUGAAGACCCAGAAGAAUUGAAAGCACACGGGCGCACAGAGACCUGCACGCGGUAGUACUCAACUAGCCAAAUCGUGGGAACAACCCAACGUCCCUCAGCUGCUGAAUGGGCAGACAGAACAUGGUGGUUCCUCCAAGAAUACCAGUGAGUCCCCAGCAGCAUCCAGGCUGGAAGCAAGCUGUCAGCGGAUUUUCACGGCUCCUGUCGGUGGUCCCAGCCCCUCCGUGUCUGUCUCUGCCACCUGCCCCCUCCCAGUGGCCUCCUGCUUCUCCCUGGAGAUCAGAGAGGGCUCCCAAAUUAAGGGGGCGCGACAGGAUAGGUGUCUGAAUGGGGUAUCCGUCCACCUCUUCCCUCCUCCCUCUCCUCCUCCUUCCAUCCCCUGGCGCCUAUAAUCACCAGGCGGUCUGAGGCUAAGUGGUAGUUUGGCCCACAGUGGGGGGGCUUGCCAGCCACACCCCUCCUCCUGGGGCCCUCCUGACCAGUCCCAGCACCCUGGUCUCCUCCACUGGUGAGAUGGGUCUCAAGGGGGCAUGGUGUUUCCCAUGGUGUGGGUGCCGGAGGCAGCGGAGGACUGGAAGAGGAGCAGGCCUGGAUCCGGCUGCCCCUCCAGACCCAAACCCCGGCCCGGCUGAAGCCCCCACCGUGGCUGAGGGAGGGAUACCCGCCCUAGGGUCUGGCGCCUACUUCAGCAGGAAGGCCCGACUCUCCUUCCGCCACCAGCUGCACGACCCGGCGACGGCCAAUGACUCCACCAUCUGAUGGGGACGACCGACCGGGGGCUGAACUUUGCAACCUUCCCUCCCCAGACUUCUGGGUCAUCCCUGUUUGGCCCCACAGCCCCCACGACCUUGUCAUUAAAUAUACUCAGAG
Prionailurus viverrinus (fishing cat) is the source of this 2163-nucleotide messenger RNA. It is a transcript of the gene CE1H17orf114, whose product is annotated as chromosome E1 C17orf114 homolog. Lineage: Eukaryota; Metazoa; Chordata; Mammalia; Carnivora; Felidae. The coding region runs from base 1807 to 2052 and encodes 81 amino acids. The transcript has 4 exons. The record is from RefSeq and is a predicted model, not a curated record.